Messenger RNA from Nycticebus coucang (slow loris), 447 nucleotides. RefSeq names its product HMG domain-containing protein 4-like. The transcript has 2 exons. NCBI's taxonomy places the organism in Eukaryota, Metazoa, Chordata, Mammalia, Primates, Lorisidae. The record is from RefSeq and is a predicted model, not a curated record. The annotation marks the transcript as partial.
AAGCUGAUUUGGAAGCAAAUAGCUCAGUAUCUACAGCACAAACAGAAUAAAGCAGAAGCUACAACUGUGAAAAGAAAAGCAUCUUGUUCAGAGAGUUCCAUGAAACUAAAAACUUCUUCUGCAGUAUUGUCACCCCAAAAGAAGUCUCCACCCACCACCGUGCUUUUGCCAGCCUUGCCAGCCAAAGCCCCGGAGACAGAGCCCAUUGAUGUUGCUGCUCAUCUUCAGCUGUUAGGAGAGUCCCUCAGCCUCAUUGGACACUGCCUGCAGGAAACAGAGGCCAUGGUGGCUGCGUCUGGCAGUUUGUCUGUGCUUCUGGAUUCCAUCAUCUGUGCACAUGGCCCCUUGGCAUGUCUGACCACACAACUACCUGAGUUGAAUGGCUGUCCCAAACAGGUCUUGUCAAACACACUAGACAACAUUGCUUACAUCAUGCCUGGACUGUGA